Molecule: messenger RNA, 939 nt
Organism: Egretta garzetta (little egret)
Lineage: Eukaryota; Metazoa; Chordata; Aves; Pelecaniformes; Ardeidae
Product: steroidogenic acute regulatory protein, mitochondrial-like
Exons: 8
Biological process (GO): intracellular cholesterol transport; regulation of steroid biosynthetic process; steroid biosynthetic process
Cellular component (GO): mitochondrial intermembrane space; mitochondrion
Molecular function (GO): cholesterol transfer activity; cholesterol binding
Source: RefSeq, a predicted model, not a curated record
AUGAGCAGCAGAGCCGUCUGCCCAGGGCAAGGCAGGGACGGCUCAUUCGGAGAGAAGGUCAAGCUGUGCUGCGGCAUCGCCCACGACCACCUCCGCCGCCUGCCCGGCUUGAAGGUGACAGCCCUGGCGGCAAUUCAGAGGGACAUGAGAGGGCUGGUGCUAAGAGGAUCCCGUCGCCUGCCUUCCAAAAUUCCUCGUUAUAUUCAGAGGCUGGUGGGGAAGGAGACAGCCGCCUGUCCUCGGACGGUCGGAGACGUCGGCCCCAGCUGCUUCUCCAGCGUGGACCUUUCCUUCAUCGCCCAGGGCGAAAGGGCCCUGCAGCGAGCCCUGAGCAUCCUGCAGCAGCCCGUCGGCUGGCAGGCAGAAAUGCUGCUGGACACCGGGGCCAGCGUGGCCAGCGCUGCCCUCCCCGGGCUGGGCACAGUGUUCCGGGCAGAGGUGGUCCUGGCGGCGCCGGUGGCACGGCUGCAGCGGGAGCUGUUUGAGGGGAUGGAGGGGCAGCUACAAGGAGCCUGAUCCCUGGGACGCUCCUCGCUCCCGUAGGUGCUGCAGCGCGUCGGGACGGACACCUUGGUGACACACGAAGUCACUGCUCCCAGCCCGGGCAACCUGGUGGGCCAGCGGGAUUUCGUCAGCGUGCGGCACCGCGGGAGGAGGGAGGCGGCCGUCUGCCCUCCCCCCACCCCCCAGAGUGACCGUCACGGGGUGUCAUGUCCCCGCGGGGGGACACCACCGCUGCACAGGGCAUGGGCCGAGUCCCGGCUGAGCUGCAUCGUCCUGCAGCCGCUGGCGGGGGACCCCGGCAGGACUGAAUUCGGGGUGUUUUCUCUCCCAAAGGGCUGGAUCCCCACGUCUGUCAUUAACCGCAUCCUGCCGCAGUCCCAAGCAGACUUCAUCAAGCGCCUCCGCCGGCACCUCUCUGCCACCGUGUGCCCCUGA